UCAUAUGCAAAACGAACACAGACACAGCAGUCCAUCUCUCUCUCUCUCUCUCUCUCUCUCUCUCUCUCAUAUCCUCUUCCUCUCUUUCUCUUACCUUUUCCGAAAUCGACGAUGUCGUCUAUCAUAAUUUCAACGUAUUUUAAUCUCAGCAAGCCGACUAAUUUAAUCUUAAAUCCAGAGAGAAUGGGGAACGAACCCUUACACCGCCACUCUGAUCUCUGUGCCUUAAUGGCCUUUUCCCUUUCCUCUCUUCUUCCUCUUCCUCCUCGUUUAUACCUAAUUCAACCCUUCUUCCAUCCAGACAAAAUUCUAUCUCUAGAAAAUCGUGACGAUCCAUUUCGAUCUCGUUGAUCCCCCCUAUAACCGCCGGUCAUGGCUUCUCUGGUUUGGAGAAAGUCCUAAUCGAUGUCGAAGGGGGAGGAAGGUGGUUCUCAUAGCCGUAAGAAUAAUUUGAAUGGUAGGAAAGGUGUGAUCGACCAAGGUUUUGGUAAUGGUUCGUGGGUGAACAAUCAUAAUUCUCCGUCCAAGAAGACUAGGGUUUCUGAGAGUCUCCACAACCACAACACCGAUGAGAGCUUGGAUGGAUUUUAUACCAAGGAAGGCGAGGAUGUUGUUGGUUCAUCGGAUGUAGAACUUCAGGAUGCAGAUUAUUCUUACGUUCCUUCCCUCAGUGAUGAGUUGGCACUUCUGAUCUUGGCUAGGAUUCCGAGAUCGGAAUAUGGGAAGUUUUGCUUUGUAAACAAACGCUAUUUGGAUUUACUGAGGAGCGGUGAGCUCUACAAGAUUAGGAGACAGAUUGGGAUUAAGGAGCCGUCGGUUUUCGUGUUGGCAAGCGGGGAGUCGCGUUGGUGGGCAUUCGAUCGGCGAUUCAUGUCAUGCAGGAAACUUCCGAUUUUGCCAUCCGACCCGUGCUUCGCGGCUGGUGAUAAAGAAUCGUUUUGCGCAGGAACCCACCUGCUUGUAUCGGGCAAAGAGAUUGAGGGUGUGGCUAUCUGGAGGUAUGACUUGACGACGGACAGAUGGUUCAGGGGGCCUUCGAUGAUUAGUCCAAGAUGCUUAUUUGCAUCCGCCAGCUGCGGAAACGUUGCGUGCGUGGCCGGUGGGAUUGGGAUGGGGACCGGCAUGGAGAUAUUAAGUUCAGCAGAGAAGUAUAACCCUGAUGAUGAAUCAUGGGUUCCACUUCCCAGGAUGCAUCGGCGGAGGAAGCUGUGUUCAGGGUGUUACAUGGACAACAAGUUUUACGUGGUUGGAGGGCAAAAUGAAAGGGGAGUUGAUCUCACCUGCGGGGAGUUCUAUGAUUCUGAAAGGAACUCAUGGGAAUUAAUUCCAGACAUGUUGAAGGAUGCUCCGGUUUCGACUUCGCGUUCUCCACCUCUUGUUGCAGUUGUGAACAACGAGCUCUACUUGCUGGAAGCUUCUUCAAACCAUCUGAUGGUGUACUUGAAGAAGAGCAAUUCAUGGAAGGAUAUGGGGAUGGUCCCAGUAAGAGCUGAUCAGAGCAGAGGUUGGGGUGUAGCUUUCAAGUCUCUGGGUGAUGAGCUGCUUGUAAUUGGUGGGACUGCAACAUCUUACGGUUAUGGAGGCCAUGGGCAUGGGAUGACUAUAUGCAUUUGCUCUCCGGAUCCCAAUGCCAAUGAUCUCAAGUGGAGGUUUCUUGGGGGUGGUGGUAAUCGGAUGAGCCACUUUGUUUUGAAUUGCUCUGUUAUGGUAGCUUAAGUAUUAUUGUCUAAGCCUUGAGGAAUUCCUCGAGAAUAAAAGGCUACCCUCAUUCAAAACUCCAAUUGUAAGUUUGUUGGGCCGGGUGUUCUGAUUUGUCCAUGACCGAAACUGUGAUUCCUGUUUCUGAAUUUAUUUUCAUCAUUCCUGUAGGCUGUAUCAAAGUACGAUUCACUGAACACUCAAGUUUUUAAAACAAUUGGUUUCACAGUGUCUUCUUGUUCGGCACAGCA
This is a messenger RNA of Nelumbo nucifera (sacred lotus), 1949 nucleotides long. RefSeq names its product F-box/kelch-repeat protein At3g27150. Lineage: Eukaryota; Viridiplantae; Streptophyta; Magnoliopsida; Proteales; Nelumbonaceae. Gene Ontology annotation, molecular function: protein binding. The record is from RefSeq and is a predicted model, not a curated record.